Molecule: messenger RNA, 958 nt
Organism: Aspergillus piperis CBS 112811
Lineage: Eukaryota; Fungi; Ascomycota; Eurotiomycetes; Eurotiales; Aspergillaceae
Exons: 1
Coding region: 1-864 (287 amino acids)
Biological process (GO): transmembrane transport
Cellular component (GO): plasma membrane
Molecular function (GO): water channel activity
Source: RefSeq, a predicted model, not a curated record
AUGAUACCUGGGAUGGAGAAGAGUGGCUGUCGCGAGAAGCCAGCGCACGGCAUCGCACCUGUGGCCCGCUUCCCUCAGAGCCGUGGCGAUGGCUAUCGAAGUACUACCCAGCCAGGUACAGACCUGUCAGACUGGAAGUGCUUGGCGGACGUCACUAUGUGGAAGUGCACCUUACUAGAAUGUGUUGGUAAGAUUGGUGACCCCAAUAAUGAUGUGAUUACGGUUGUAUGGAGCGCUAAACCAAGAGAUACAGCCAGCAUGAUGUACACGUUCAUGUUGACAUGGGUGACGAUUGCACCAGCAUACAAAGAUCGAGACGAUACCGGUAAUCUUUCCUACUACACCAUGAACUACUACGACUGGGUCCGCUACUUACCUGCGAGUAUCGUCAAUGUGUGCCUCUUCCCUUUGAUCAUCUUCACUUUUGCGCGCUCGACUGGCGGCUAUAUCAAUCCGACUGUUACGUUGGCUGCGUACUUUCUUCGCCGAGUGUCCUUAUCGCGGGCUGCUAUGUACAUUGCUGGACAAGUUGUUGGAAGUGCCUUGGCAGUGUGGGCUGUGCAAGAAGCAUAUGGUAGCACAGAGUUUGAUAUGGGGUGUAUCAUCAGUCCUGGAGGGGUUUCGAUACGCGAUGCAUGUGUUGCUGAGAUGAUCGGCAGUUUUACUAUAGUAGUGGUAGUCAUGUACAUUGCUGCUGGUCGCAAAACCAGAGGGUUAUUUGGAGAUGCGAUGUCGCCUUGGAUGGUGGGCAUUGCCGUGGAGGCUGGGUUCUGGGUACCUAGACUCAUAUGGCAGGGAUAUCCCCGUGCAAGUAUACCAUUGUGGCCUGCGUUGUGGGACGCUAUGAUCAAUGGCAGCUGUUAACAAACAGACUUGAAUGAAACCCCGUCUGAUAUUAACAAAAGUUCUUAUUUGGGAGUGGUAAUAGUAUCGCUGCAGUCUACGGGGCUGAUUCACU